UAUAGCUCGCUGGUGACUGAUAAGGCCCGUUUUAAAUACCUUAUGCUACCUCGAAGACUCUCAUUUACAAAAGUACAGCCCAGUGCGACGGUCGUACUAUUAUUUUAUAUUAUUUUUUAUAAUAAUUCACAAUGUGUGACGAAGAAGUAGCCGCGUUGGUAGUAGACAAUGGGUCUGGUAUGUGCAAGGCCGGGUUCGCCGGCGACGACGCGCCCCGCGCCGUGUUCCCCUCCAUCGUGGGCAGGCCGCGCCACCAGGGCGUCAUGGUCGGCAUGGGACAGAAGGACUCGUACGUAGGAGACGAGGCCCAGAGCAAGAGAGGCAUCCUCACGCUCAAAUACCCCAUCGAGCACGGCAUCGUCACCAACUGGGACGACAUGGAGAAGAUCUGGCACCACACCUUCUACAACGAGCUGCGAGUGGCGCCCGAGGAGCACCCCGUGCUGCUCACCGAGGCUCCCCUCAACCCCAAAGCCAACAGAGAGAAGAUGACACAAAUCAUGUUCGAGACGUUCAACACCCCCGCCAUGUACGUGGCCAUCCAGGCAGUCCUGUCGCUGUACGCGUCCGGAAGAACCACCGGUAUCGUGCUGGACUCCGGCGACGGCGUCUCCCACACCGUGCCCAUCUACGAGGGAUACGCUCUCCCGCACGCCAUCCUGCGUCUGGACUUGGCCGGUCGCGACCUCACAGACUACCUCAUGAAAAUCCUCACCGAGCGCGGCUACUCCUUCACCACCACAGCCGAGAGAGAAAUCGUACGCGACAUUAAGGAGAAGCUCUGCUACGUUGCCCUUGACUUCGAGCAGGAGAUGGCCACCGCCGCCUCCAGCAGCUCGCUAGAGAAGUCCUACGAGCUUCCCGAUGGUCAAGUCAUCACCAUCGGAAACGAGAGAUUCCGUUGCCCAGAGGCUCUCUUCCAACCUUCAUUCUUGGGAAUGGAAGCCAAUGGUAUCCACGAAACCACAUACAACUCCAUCAUGAAGUGCGACGUGGACAUCCGUAAGGACCUUUACGCCAACACAGUAUUGUCUGGAGGUACCACCAUGUACCCAGGUAUCGCUGACCGCAUGCAGAAGGAGAUCACGGCCCUGGCGCCAUCCACAAUGAAGAUCAAGAUCAUCGCUCCACCAGAGAGGAAGUACUCCGUAUGGAUCGGAGGCUCCAUCCUCGCCUCUCUCUCCACCUUCCAACAGAUGUGGAUCUCGAAACAGGAAUACGAUGAAUCCGGCCCCUCCAUCGUACACAGGAAGUGCUUCUAAAUACUCAGUUGUCUGACCGCAACCUAAGGCCCCCGUUACCAACACCCAGACUUGGGCGGCUCAAACUAUGCUUGUGAUCUAUAUAAUAUAAGUACAGUAUUUAAAUAGAUUGUAAGGUCUCGUAAUAUGCAUAUUACGUAAAAACUUUUUGACAAAGAGAUUUUUAAUUUAUUUAUUGAAAGUCACUAACACGUUUUUAUUAAAAUUAAUUUAUUAUACCGGUAUAAAA
Molecule: messenger RNA, 1491 nt
Organism: Leptidea sinapis
Lineage: Eukaryota; Metazoa; Arthropoda; Insecta; Lepidoptera; Pieridae
Product: actin, cytoplasmic A3a
Exons: 3
Coding region: 132-1262 (376 amino acids)
Biological process (GO): mitotic cytokinesis
Source: RefSeq, a predicted model, not a curated record